CCUUACUUUUCCCACACACGUCUCUGGAAAACAUGCUUACAAAGUGUAAAAACAUCGGGGAUGCUGUGAAGUCUCUUAUCGCCGGUUUCUGGAUCACUUUUAGCGUCUAUUCCGUAGGUGUUCACGGCCAGGAGGGCGAUGGCUGUGGACAUACACAGCUGGGCACAGAGUCUGGCACCUUGGCCUCCCAGAACUAUCCAGGCACCUACCCAAGCAACACCUAUUGUAAGUGGAGGCUUCGUGUGCCAGAAGGACGAACACUGCGACUGUUGUUUGGAGAUUUUGAUGUUGAGAGCAGUCCAGAUUGCAGGAACGGUUCUUUGGUGAUCAGGGAUAAGAAUGGAGAAAUCAGUCUGGGUCCCAUAUGUGGGAAGCUGGAUGUGGAUGUAUCACAGAAAAAUGUGACACUUAAUGGCAAUGAAGUGACAAUAACCUUCAAGUCAGGCCCGCACCGCUCUGGACGAGGGUUUCUUCUGUCUUAUGCCACGGAUCAGUAUCCAGACCUCAUUUCUUGUUUACAACGUGGAACUCAUUUUAGCUUGCAGCAUUUGAGUGUGUACUGCCCCGCUGGAUGCAAGAAUGCCACAGGCGAUGUUUGGGGGAGCUCUGAAAAGGGUUACAGAGAUACCUCAGUCCUGUGUAAGUCUGCAGUGCAUGCGGGAGCUGCAUCUGACAGUUUGGGAGGCCGCGUCACUGUGACUCGUGGGAGAAGUCUUAAACUCUAUGAAUCCACCUUUGCCAAUGGCAUACUGUCUCAAAUGGGAUCAUUAUCUGAAACGAAGCUACUCUUCACUGAAGAAUGUAAAAACAUCCUGCCUGUUUAUGGUUUAAAUGGCUCAUCUUUCGGGGAGAAAAACAGCCAAGAGCAAAGAAGGUCCUGGUCUUCCAAAAACAUGGAUUCUGGCCAUGAGUUCUUAUCCUGGACAGCAGACAGUAAUGAUCCAGAGCCCUGGUUGGUGCUGGAGCUAGGUGAUAGAAGAACCAUCACAGGAAUAAUAACAACAGGCUCAAUUGAGUUCUACAUAGAAACCUACAUUCUUCUUUUCAGCAAGGACAAAAAGAUUUGGAAACCUUACAAAGAAAGCAAAGAAAAAAAGGUGUUUCAGGCCUACUCUGACGGCCACUUCAGUGUGCUCAACAGCCUGUUUCCUCCUGUGGUGGCUAGGUUUGUUCGGCUACAGCCGCUGAGGUGGCAAGGCCGAGCUUCAGCUCAGGUUCAAGUCCUGGGCUGUCCUGUUGCCAAGGUCACACCAAGGAGCCGCCCACCUGGAGAUAAUGUGGGCACACCACACCCCAACCCCUCUCCCACACCCACAGGGGGUCCAGUAUUAGUGGAGACACGAAUGAGCUCCACUCAGCCAGUCAUAAUAGCAGUGGGAGUGGCCGUGGGGCUGAUAAUGUGCAGCAGUUGUUUACUGGCUGGAGUCUGGUGGAAGAGAAGGAAAAAAGAUUCACAAUUGAAGUACUCCUUGUCAACAAGUUGUCAGAGUUUCCAGGCAAAGACUCUCCCCCGCCCUCCAUCCGAGCUUAUCUCCUACCCUGUGGAGCGUAGUGUCCAUGAUGCUCUCCCUGUCCCUCCUCUUAAUGACUAUGCCCAGCCAGCUAUUGGACAGAAGGUUGGAUCAACGUUUAGGCCUUCCUCAGAUGAGGGCUACACUGUUCCCUUCACCUUCAGCCAUUACCACACCCCUAGCAACCUCCCAGAGUAUGCUGAACCACUUCCCCCUGAGCCUGAAUAUGCCACCCCAUUCAGUGAGCAGUCCUCUGAGUCCCUCCUGCCAACUUCAGCAGGGAUUGUUCACAGCAAUACACACGGCCCUCCAAAGCCAGUGUCUAUCACUGGUGCCAGGACAACAUCCAGUUGUGCUCAAUAUGACUGCCCCUCACACAGAGCACUGUCCAAUGGCUACUGCACUCCUGCCUUUCAUCCCAGCGGGCCACGGCCAGUCAGUAUUGUCUAUGCUGAGCCCAAAUCUGUUGACUGUUUAUUACGGAAGCACACAUAUGAGGAGCCUUUGUGAACACAGCAAGCUCAGACAUGGAGAAAAAAAUACUUUCCUGAGCUAAACUGUGCGUUAGGACCAGAGGAACACUUGAAGUGAUAUCAGGUGGAUGCUAAUCUGAGAUUAGUGUACUAAUGUUGACAGUGAGUAAUGUACCCAAAUCUGAGGGGUCACUUGGGACUAUGUGGGUACACUACUCGGAGUACACAAUGAUCUGAGAGCCAUAAGAAUACAAAUACUUCCUUCAAGGAAGAAUAUAGUUGUACUGUUUAUUUUAAUUAUCUUGCAUUGCACAAAGAAAAUACAGGUCUAACAAUGUCUCCAGAGAUAUUGUUUAUUCAUGAAAUAUUCAAUCACAAGCUGCACUUUCAGAAACACAGUCAACUAACAAUGUAUGCUUUGGCCUAUUUAACAGGUUAAUGGAGAAUAGGUGAGUAGGAUAUGUUACUUGUCAUCACAAUAUGAAAUUGUAUUUACAAUAUAUCAAUUCAACAUGUUUUGAUGAGAAACAUGUUAGGAGUAUUAUAAAUGGUACAUUGUAACACAGUGGUUGAUAUUGUUGCAAUGAUUAUGUGUAACCACUAGGUGACUCUCUCGAGCCUAAACAUUUAACAAGAAUGGAUCAUCUCAGUAUUUGUUUGCUGGUUGUUAAUCCUCAGAUAAUUGUCCAUUUCUAACAUAAUAUAAUAACAAACAAAUAUUGGUUUAAAAUACAUGUUGUUUUUUUUAUUAUACAAAGAAAGGCACAACAGGGAAAGACUUUCUUUCACAUAGAUGAAAAUCCUUGUGAUUCAACCUACAGCAGUACACUUGAGCAAGACACAGAUACCUCAAUCGAACUCCAGAGCUGUUGUCAUGUUGUUUCCCACCAAUCCGGAUAAUAAAGCUUCACUAUCAUAAAACCUUCCGGUUACUUGUUAGAUUUGUCACCACAGGGCAACUUUGCCACAACUGAAAAACACUAAGGAAUUAAGUUCAAUUAACUCCCCACUUUAAUGUUUCACUUAGCUUUAAUUGUCAAAACUCCUUUGGAUUGUCUUCAUUGGAUUCUUACUUAACUAAAAUAAAGCAAUAUGAAAUUGCUGUUCACACUGAUGACGAAAAAAUACAAAACAGUUUUGUAUUUAAGAUAGAAAAUUGUACUUUUCCCUGGUAUAGGAUCUUUUGUAUCAUAACGGUCAAUGGCAGUGGUAGUCUUCCAUUAUAUCAGAAAAUGUAACUAACAGACCCCAAAAAUUUACAGUUUUUGUAACUGCCCCAUGGUGUCACAUUUGGCGAUUAAUUUGCUGCAAUACAAAGGGCAAUGCCUCUCUCCACAGCUGAAUAAGGCACAAUAAACAACUGUGUUAAUAAAA
Molecule: messenger RNA, 3358 nt
Organism: Scomber japonicus (chub mackerel)
Lineage: Eukaryota; Metazoa; Chordata; Actinopteri; Scombriformes; Scombridae
Product: discoidin, CUB and LCCL domain-containing protein 1
Exons: 15
Coding region: 33-2021 (662 amino acids)
Source: RefSeq, a predicted model, not a curated record